ACACACACACACACAUACACCUACACACCGUAGCCCCCCUCCCUCCCUGUGGUCCGUCCUCUGUGGCGGUGACAUUUAGGCAGAUAUAUAAACCACCGCUGACGCUCUGAUGCUCAGAGCCAGAAGAUUCCUGCAGGACUGAAGCGCUGUAGAACUCAACUGUCUGCCACCACCCGACUGACCGUCCACCACCUACCUGUCGUACUGACCAGGAGCCUGUCUCGCCUCGCGGCAUCAUGCUCACCAGGAACAUUUUUCUUGUGUUCUCUCUGUUCGUCCUGCUGGUGGAAGGAGACCUCGACUCCAACGAUGUUGGAAUGCAGGCCACGUCAACCGAUAAAGACUCAACGUCUGAUGAAGCCCCGACAGAGAGUAUGAACGCCAUCUCUCCUGAUCAGCCAGAUGAAGCCCAGUCUUUUGGAGGAGGACCAGCAGACACCGGCCGCUCCAGUUCAGAGAUCGCAGGCGCUCCAGCAGCCAAUCAGGUGACAGCACCUGAACCUGCUGCAGCUGCCAACAACAGCGUGGAGGACGACGACGACGACUCUGAUGAAGGAGGGAAGAAGAAGUCCGGCUCUCGCUCGGCCAAACCUCAGCGGCCGCCGCCGCCAGCGGCCCACGUUCCCCCCAUGAUGCCCGUCCAUGUGGUCCAGAGCUCCGCCCUCCUGCCGCAGCCAAUCAUUCCUCAGCCCAAAGCUCUGGUGAGGAGUCGAGCGUCCAAGAGACGGUCCAGGACCAACCGGCGCCAGAUAUAAACCACUACACACACCUGGCACACACACACACACACACACAAACACACACACACACACAUGUAGGUUUGAUGCCUGGGACACGCUGCCUUCUUUCGCACUGGCUGAUUAUCAUUUGGUUAUGAAUUUAAAAUGAGUUGUUUGAUGAACAUUUAUAACUAAACUCUAGAUCGAACUUUUGAGAUUGUGACCCUCCUUCAUGUUUGCCUAAGCCGCAAAAACACGUACCUACGUGCACCUUACUUCAAAUUUAGAUAUAUAUAUUUUUAAAAGAUGGCUAAAAUGCACCUUGUGGUCUUGCGACCCCCCAGGGGUCAAUAUAAUGACGUCACAGAUGACCUCGUCAUGGACGGAGGCGGCGUGUCCCCAGAGUACGAACAAGGUUAAUCUCUUACACAAGUGACACACGUGAACACGUCCACGCUCCAAACACACGUCAGUCUGAGAACACACACCGAGCCAUGUGACUGGUCGGCCCAUCGGCCGUCUGAUUGGUCGACCAGAGCGACUACAGGUAUCCAGGAUCCAGUUUUUUUUUUGUUCAGACCAACUUUAUUAGAGCAGCAUGUUUCCACAACUUCAUCAUCCCUCAGACUUUCAGACUUCAGAUUUGAAAAUCAGCCGAAGGUUUUAAACAGUGAAUUUUAUUCUCUGGACGCUUUUUGGACGAAGUUGUAAAGUUGAUUUUUCAUCAGAUUCAGCAAAAGAAACCGAAACGUUCUGUGACUCCUGCAGACCUCCGAGUAUUAAACCUGUUCAUUCCA
This is a messenger RNA of Scophthalmus maximus (turbot), 1516 nucleotides long. RefSeq lists its product as uncharacterized. The coding region runs from base 237 to 755 and encodes 172 amino acids. Lineage: Eukaryota; Metazoa; Chordata; Actinopteri; Pleuronectiformes; Scophthalmidae. The transcript has 10 exons. The record is from RefSeq and is a predicted model, not a curated record.